GAGGAAAAAAACCGGAAAAGGACGAAAGUCAAAGUGUAGCAUGGUGUGCUGUGUGAAUAGGAACUCAGCAAAGUAAAAGAAAUGUUUGGCUACAGUUUAUUUCUGAGAGCGCAGUCAACAAAAUGUUUCGCAAGCAACGUUGCGAUGUUUCUGAGCAGGGCGAACAUAUACAGAAUACAAACAUGCGGAGCUUCUAAAAACGUUGGUGUGGUCAAAUCAAAGGGGAAAGGCAUGAUGAAAGAAGAACUGAAGGGUCCAGAGGUGUGUAAAGAUCCAGUCAAACUUACAUCCUAUGCAGUGGGGGCCAACAUCUUUAAACAAGGAGACGACCCUAAACUGAAGCCUUUUGAGGAAUACCCUGAGUGGUUGUUCCAGCUGAACUUGGGGCCGCCCGCACAACUCCACGAGCUGAAAACUGAUACCUGGGAGUACUGGAAACGUCUCAGGAAAGAAAACAUUUGGCAUCACAACAGACUUCAUAAAGGGAAGAAGUUUUAGACCUGUAAGGACCGGGCUGCAGAUUCUUUCAGUUCACUGGGAGUCUUCACGUUCUGGACUGAAAUGACAGCGAAAGUGACGUGACUCAUGGUCAAAUGUUAAAAUCAGCUCUUUGUCAUAAGUCACACACAGGGUCGUGUGAAUCUAUGCUAUAGUGACUGUGUAGUGGAACUGUUUCAAGUUGUUGGUUUUUUAUUUACAUGUAAUUGAAAUGCAAAACCUCAGUUAAAAUGUAAAAUUGAAACACUGCAUGAUGCCAAGUUUCAAAGCUGUUUUGUAUUGGAAGAAGAAAAAUGUAGACCAGAACAAGACCAUUAUACUGUAGUCUGCAUUAGAUUUAGUAAAGACAUCUAAUUUUUAUUUCUAAAUAAAUUACCUGGCUUGUAUCAUUGCAGAUCUAAAUUACAAAUAAAAUA
This is a messenger RNA of Nematolebias whitei (Rio pearlfish), 914 nucleotides long. RefSeq names its product mitochondrial ribosomal protein L54 (gene mrpl54). Lineage: Eukaryota; Metazoa; Chordata; Actinopteri; Cyprinodontiformes; Rivulidae. Gene Ontology annotation, molecular function: structural constituent of ribosome. The record is from RefSeq and is a predicted model, not a curated record. The transcript has 3 exons. Gene Ontology annotation, cellular component: mitochondrial large ribosomal subunit. The coding region runs from base 82 to 498 and encodes 138 amino acids.